Messenger RNA from Engraulis encrasicolus (European anchovy), 5119 nucleotides. It is a transcript of the gene pik3r5, whose product is annotated as phosphoinositide-3-kinase, regulatory subunit 5. Gene Ontology annotation, cellular component: phosphatidylinositol 3-kinase complex, class IB. NCBI's taxonomy places the organism in Eukaryota, Metazoa, Chordata, Actinopteri, Clupeiformes, Engraulidae. Gene Ontology annotation, biological process: positive regulation of MAP kinase activity; G protein-coupled receptor signaling pathway. The transcript is spliced from 20 exons. Bases 618 to 3443 code for a protein of 941 amino acids. Gene Ontology annotation, molecular function: 1-phosphatidylinositol-3-kinase regulator activity. The record is from RefSeq and is a predicted model, not a curated record.
GGACAGUUCAAGGGUUCUGCGCAAGAGCACACGUUUGUCUUAAUUAUGUCAUCAAUUGAGGUUUUAGGUCUACUAUACAACAUCCCUAACUGUGCAGCUUUGAAUGUUAUUAGUGACAACUUAUUUGACUUCCUAUUAUCUGCCAUUCAACUGCUGUGACAUGAAGAGUCCCAUGUAGCCCACCCUCACUAGAAAUUGUACGUGUACACUAAUCCUGUAAUUGCGCUGUCACUCCACUUCCGCUCAUGGAGCAACAUUGUUGCAAAUGGCAAUUGAGUUAGAACGUUGUUCACGCGCCUUUAUGUACUUGUUGCAAAAAUGUUCAACUGACUCGUCGAAAUGGCUCGGAAUGACAAUCAAAUAUUGUCGGAAUGGCGGUAUGUCGGAAUGGCAGUUGCCCCCCGCUACAACAUACUAGUUCUAGGCCUACUUGCAUCGAACAUUCAGAGGUAGUUCCUUACUUUAUUUUUUGUUUGGUUUUGCUACCCACAUUUGACUACACACAUUGCCACUCUCACCUGCAUUAUGUGCUGACAGAGACCAUUGGAGCGCUGUGGAAAUGUUUCUGGAGAGGGUCGAGUCGAGGACACCCAUCCCACCAAACGCUGUGACUGAAGAUGCAGAACACCACGUGCACAGAGGACCGGAUCCAGCACGCUGUGGACCGAUGUCUGGACCGCCUCGGACACAGCGGAGGCUUGCCGCAACCGUGGAACGCUGGAUGGUGUAUGAACCGAUGGAGUCUGGAGGAGCUGGUCAAGAGGGACCCAGAGAACUUCCUGAUCCUGCUACAGCAGAUCAUCAGGAAAGCCAAAGAGGUCCAGGAGAACUGCCAGUAUCAUCUUGUGGCUCCACUUGCUCUCAUGUUCACCUCCACUCUACAACAGACGCCCUUCUGCCCCGGUGAGGGCCAGCUGCUGCUGGAGGCCUACGAGGUGUUCUACGGCUUCCUGACCUGGCCAGAGCCCUACUGCGGAGUCAGCUCCACCCUGCUGUCCACACUGCAGCAGGAGAUCAGAGCGCCAGGGAUUUCCUACCAUCGGCUGGUGCGAGAAGAACAGGGCCUGACAAGCUCCAAGCAUUAUGCAAAGACCAUUACGGUGCUGCUGAUGAACCCUUCCGAGGUUCCAGAGGAGUUUCUGGCGGUGGCCGAGCAGCUCAGCAACGUGCAGCUCUCCCGCAAGGACGUCUACGUCUCCCUCAUCAAGCACGCCUUCCAGUCCAGCCUGGGCACCAAGUACCCCAUGGCCGCGGUGCACAGGAGCCUACAGUCUGUGAGCAUGGAGGAGCUGGAGAGAGCCUUCUCCACGGUGACCAAGCUGAUGGAGUCUGCGGUGUGCAUGCUGGACCCCCAUAAGGCGCGGGCGUGUCUCGUCCAGGGCCUGGAGGAGCUGAGGGAGAAGCUGGGAGUACAGGCCUCCAACGGCAGGAAGUCAGACGGCAUGUUACAGACAAUCCCCGUCCCCUCUGCAAAAUGCUACAUGUUCCACUGGGACAAGGACAACUUUGACGUCCUGAACAACAUCCCGGACACGGAGCACGUUCUCUCCGCCCUGCGCUCCACGUCGCGGUGCCGACAGGGGGACUACGACGGGGACGUGGACGUGGACGUGGAGGAGGGCGAGGAGGAGGAGGAGAUGGAGGACGAAGACGAGAUGGACGCCGACACCUUCAUCAUGGGCAACGGCGGCAUGGGCCUCCCAGACCACCGCGCCUCCACCAUCUCCACCCAGUCUUCCCUCUCCACCGCCUCCAAGGACUCCAUGUUCUCCACCCUCUCCCUGGCCUCCUCCGAGUGCUGCCCGUCCUCCCCCUACAUCAACAACCUCCACCAGCCCUCCUUCUACAGCAGCACCAGUGGCGGCGGCGGUGGAGGUGGUAGCGGUAGCGGUGGAGGGCUCUCGGCUUCGGGAACCGAUAGUGACUUUUGCGAGGAAGCCGAAGACGGAGACAGUCCUACGGAGCAGAGGAGCCCGGCGUCCACGCUGCCCCCCGGCUUCAGCCCCGGUCCGAGUCCGAGUCCGAGUCCGAAACCCAAGUCCAAGACCAAGCCGUCGUCACUGUUCAGCCUCCUCAAGUCGGGCAGUCGUCACUCGCUGACGUCUCUGACCAGGGCCAAGAGCCUGGGGAGCGACGCAAGGGACAAGGCGGCCGGCGUGAGGUCCAAACGCUCCAACUCGCUGCCUCAGCAGGUGCAGCAGCCGGACAUGGAGCAGUUGAUGUUGGCCCAGGCCUGCGCGUCCGACGAGGCGCUCACCGCCCCGCGUCUGCGCCACGUCUGCUUCCGGCGGCGGCCCAUCCUCAGCAGCGACGAGGAGGAGUCGGGGGACGGCGGCGGGGAGGUCACCCAGCUGAGGGUGGUGGUGUUCGGGGCCGACCACGUGGCGGGCCGGGUGGCCCGGGCCUACAGCAGCCUGAGGAAGAGGGAGAGCCGCUGCCCGAGGCUGUGCCGGGCCUACAAGAUGCGCUUCUUCUUCGUGCCCGUGAGGAGGGACGCCGUGUCUGGCAGCGCCAGCCCUGUGGCACAGCAGCACCUCUCGGUCAGCCCACUGAAGACGGCCAUAUCUAACCUGGACCUGAGUGCGUUGUCGUCGGAGGACAGCACUAAUGACAUCGCCCAGCUGCUGGGCAUGCUGGACCCCUGGUACGAACGCAACACCCUCAGCCUCCUCAACCUGCCGGUCAGCGUAGUGUGCCAGCAAACAUCGAAGAUAGACUCGGAGUCGUACGAUGAUUCCCUGGAGGAGCGCUUGCCCAUCCUUGCAGACCUGGUGCUCUACUACUGCAGACAGGCUGCACGGCCCGCUCUCAUACAGCUCUACCAGGCAGAGCUGACAUUAGCGGGUGGGGAGAAGAGGAGGGAGGUCUUCAUCCACUCCCUGGAGCUGGGCCAUACUGCUGGGACACGAGCCAUCAAGGCCAUGGGUGCUGCGAGCAAGAGGUUUGGCAUCGAUGGGGACCGUGAAGCAGUGCCUUUGAAUCUGGACGUCGCCUACAACCGGGUUUUCAUAAGUGGCAGAAGUCAUUCGACCAAAGCAGACAAAGUUUGCACGUCCAUCAACCUGACAAAAGCUUGCAAGAGCAUGGAGGAACUCGACUCCAAGAUGGAGUGCCUUCAGCUGACUAUGACGGAGGUGCUGAAGAGGCAGAACUCCAAGUCCAAGAAGGGCUACAACCAGCAACUCACCACCACCCGGGUGAAGGUGGACAAGGUGCAGGUGAUCGGCAGUGGCAGCACCACCUUCGCCGUCUGCCUGGACCAGGACGAGAAGAAGAUCCUCCAGAGUGUCAUCAGGUGUGAAGUGUCGGUGUGCUACAAGCCAGACAGCUCGGCAGACUGGUCGCGCGGCCGCAUGCUCUCCUCCCAGAUCCAGCCGCUGCACCCCACCUUCUGCUCACUGCUCUGCCUGCCCCUCUCCACCUUCAGUGGGCCACAGCCCUGACCGCUGCCCCCCUCCCACUCCUCCUCCUCCCUGACCGCUGGCCUGAUUAUCAUCGACUCUCAGAUCUCUUCAAGACUUGGUCUGACCAAGAGCAUAUACAAUUAACGUUUCCCAAAUGGCAUGGUUGACCCGACUCCCUUGGUUUGCUAAUGGUUGUAUGCUUCCCGACAAAGUGGGAGGAGUUCCCGAUUUUUUGGGGAGCUCAGAAAGUACUUGCAUUGCUCUUGACCUGACUUAGUAGCAACGCUGAAGGCGUUGCGUCACUAGGAGGGUGCGGCCUGGCUACUGACCGCUGCCCCCCCACCCCCACUCCUCCUCCUCCUCCUCCUCCACUUCCUCCUCCUCUUCCUCCUUCCCUUCCACGUCCAUACACUGACACACAAGGACCAGCUCCUGCUCAACAGGUCUACUGCAUCAGGGAGAUCACAAGCAGACUACACUGUAAAAAUUAAAAAGUUCCUCGAAGAACUAUCUGGUUGCCAUUUUGGUGGAACCCAAGCUCUCCAAAGAAUCUAUAGGAAAAUAUCCAAGGGGUUCUUCUGGUUACUGAAAGACCCUAAGAACACAACGCUCCUUUGAAGAACAUUUUACUUUGGAGUGUGAGGGAACCUUUAAAAAGAUCUCUGAGAAACCUUGGGGUUCUUCCGAGAACUUAUUUGUUGUGCGUAUCACUGUACAAGACUCCACAAGAGGGUGUGUGUGGGCAAAGCUUGUCCUUUCUGUAAAUAUUAUAAGAUGUACAGUAAAUGUUUAUAGUUUGUAUGAUUUUAUAUUAUUUUUGAUGUGUAGAAUGGAUUUUAUUUGUCACGACUACUGGAGAUUUUCAAGACACUUUUUAGACAAAUGUUUGUAUUUUAGAGCCUAUAGUGUAUUUAUUUGACUCAGGAUUUUAAAAGCUGUUGGUUAUGUCUCUCCUUUAUCAGCUCCUCUAACUUUCAGCAGAGGGCGCUGUUCCCUUGCACUUCAAUUUGCCCAAUACUCGUAAAUACUCCUACUUCCAUUCAUGUUACAGUAAGUUGAGAACUUCUCAAAGCUUAAACAGACUGCAAGGUGCCGUCUUCAGAUGUGCCAUGGCCAAAGCACAUUGACUUGGAACUACUAAAACCGUUUGACAGCACAGCAGUUGUAAAAACGCUGUAAAAUGGACACCGUGUAUUUGGAUGAUCUGUUUAAUUGAACACUUAAAUAGUUUAUGGAUUGAAAUAUAAUGUCUCAGUAACAGUCCUACUGUUGUAAAGGUGUUCGAGAUGGAUAAUCAAUAGUGUAAAUAGCAAUUAUUAAUCAUUUCAAAUAUUUCACUGUAAAUGUUUUUAUUUCUGUUUAACACUUAAUCUAUUAGAUGAAGCUAAAUUAGAAAGUAUGACCAGAAAUCAUAUUUUACAAUCAUCAAAUGUAAUGCAGUUGUGAAAUUGUUGUGAAAAUCAAACCUAAAUUUUUCUGUAACUCAACAUCAAGUGAUUCUUACUUCAACAACAUGGUACAUUUUACGUAAGUUCUGUUCAUAUAUAUCAGUGUCACACAAAAUGGUACAUUGUUUACUGUAAGGCCUUUUAUUAUGCACUUAUUUCUUUUAUUUACACUUUGUUUUUUGUGCUGUGAAUUGUAAUUGUACAUUGUCUCAGGCUUAAUUAAAACAUUUAAAUUGCAGAACUUUUAAAGAGUAUACUAUUUGAUAU